UCCUUGACCCCUACCCGUCUGCACAAAACACAGUUUGCAUUUCGUCUGACGGUGGUAUUCAGCGGUAGCGAUGGAGUGCGUGUUCGGGCUUGUCGGCGACGGAUUCGCCGUGAUUGUGGCGGACACAUCGGCCGUCCAUAGCAUCCUCGUCCACAAAUCAAACGAAGACAAGAUCAUGAUCCUCGACUCUCAUAAGCUCCUUGGUGUUUCCGGCGAAGCCGGCGAUCGGGCUCAGUUUACCGAAUACAUCCAGAAGAACGUGCAUCUCUACCAGUUCAGGAAUGGCAUCGCGUUGACUACCGCAGCUGCCGCCAACUUCACCAGAGGCGAACUCGCCACCGCCCUUAGAAAGAACCCUUAUUUUGUUAACAUUCUACUUGCUGGCUAUGAUAAGGACAUCGGACCAUCUCUCUACUACAUUGAUUACAUUGCAACUCUUCACAAAAUCGACAAGGGUGCCUUUGGUUAUGGCUCCUAUUUUGCAUUAUCAUUGAUGGACAGGCAUUAUCACAGUGGAAUGUCACUGGCUGAAGCUAUCGAUCUCGUCGACAAGUGCAUCACAGAAAUAAGAUCCAGAUUGGUUGUUGCUCCGCCGAACUUUUUGAUCAAGAUCGUCGACAAGGAUGGCGCGAAGGAGUUUGCUUGGCGCGAAUCCAUUUCACAAGCCUGAGAUCUUUCAUCAUAGUUUGCAAUCUGUUCCAAUGCCUCAAAUUUCUUGCACUGAGUUCAUUCUGGAAUUUUAAACAUUGUUGGUUUCCCCCUUGAGAAAAUGGGUUGUUGCCCAUAAUUUAAUCUUAGGAAAUAGAGUUUUCAGUGCUGUAUUAUUGUUUCAACAAUGAAUGGUUGGAUGCUUAUCAAUUAUAUUUGGCUUCUUUCCUUUUCUGAGUGA
Molecule: messenger RNA, 889 nt
Organism: Dendrobium catenatum
Lineage: Eukaryota; Viridiplantae; Streptophyta; Magnoliopsida; Asparagales; Orchidaceae
Product: proteasome subunit beta type-2-A-like
Exons: 3
Coding region: 71-670 (199 amino acids)
Biological process (GO): proteasomal protein catabolic process
Cellular component (GO): nucleus; proteasome core complex; cytosol
Molecular function (GO): peptidase activity
Source: RefSeq, a predicted model, not a curated record